AUGUCUGCGCCGCCCAUUCAAAAAGUCUGCCUCGUCGGGGCCAACGGCUCCCUCGGCUCCGUCAUCCUCGACGCGCUCGUCGCCGCCGGCACCUUUUCCGUGUCCGUCAUGGUGCGCGCCACCUCGACGUCAACCCCCGCGCACGCCGCCGUCGUCACACGCAUCCCCAUCUCGCCCGACUUUGACGGCCCGGAGCUCGCGCGGCUGCUCGUCGGGCAGGACGCCGUCGUGGCCGCCUUCCCGCUCAAGGACGCCGGCCAGCACCUGCGCCUCGCCGAGGCCGCCUACAAGGCCGGCGUGCGGCGCUACAUCCCCGCCGACUACGGCUCCUGCGACGCGCGCAGCCCGCAGGCCCAGCGCCACCUGCAGCUCUACCGCGACAAGGCCGCCGUGCAGGCCCUCUGCGAGGCCCUCGCGGGCACCGCCGCCGCCGACGGCGUGCCGUUUACGUGGACCUCGAUCGUCUCGGGCCACUUCUUCGACUGGGGCCUGCGCAACAACUACCUGCACCUCGACGUCAAGACGAAGAAGGCGCUGGUGCUCGACGCCGGCGUGACAAAGGCCUCGGCGUCGACGCUGCCGCGCGUGGCGGCGGCCGUGGUGCGCGUGCUGCAGCGGCACGAGCAGACGCGCAACCGCUUCGUCUUCGUGCAGAGCUUCUGUCCGACGCCGCUGGAGCUCGUCGCGGCGCUGGAGCGCGCGACGGGCGAGUCCUGGCACACGGCGCACGUCGACUCCAACGCGUACCUGGACCGCGAGACCAAGGCGCUCGCGGCGGGCGACGAGCACGCCGUGCACAACAUUGUCUUUGUGCUCGGCGCCGUCGACGCCGACUGGACGCGGCGCGACGAGUUUGCCAUGGACCUGCUGGGCUUCGAGGACGAGAACCUCGACGCCGUGGUCGGCAACGUGGUCAAUGAGAUGCGCCGCAAUGGCUUGGCGUGA
Messenger RNA from Akanthomyces muscarius, 945 nucleotides. RefSeq lists its product as uncharacterized. Gene Ontology annotation, molecular function: oxidoreductase activity. NCBI's taxonomy places the organism in Eukaryota, Fungi, Ascomycota, Sordariomycetes, Hypocreales, Cordycipitaceae. The coding region runs from base 1 to 945 and encodes 314 amino acids. The transcript has a single exon. The record is from RefSeq and is a predicted model, not a curated record.